Bradysia coprophila is the source of this 2371-nucleotide messenger RNA. RefSeq names its product ovarian-specific serine/threonine-protein kinase loki (gene lok). Gene Ontology annotation, molecular function: ATP binding; protein binding; protein serine/threonine kinase activity. Gene Ontology annotation, biological process: mitotic DNA damage checkpoint signaling; protein phosphorylation. The record is from RefSeq and is a predicted model, not a curated record. Gene Ontology annotation, cellular component: nucleus; cytoplasm. Lineage: Eukaryota; Metazoa; Arthropoda; Insecta; Diptera; Sciaridae.
AGUUCAGUGGUUGCCAUUUGCUUUUGUUUAUUAUUUUCUCUUUAUCAGUGCCAGACACAUUGUAGAGCUUGUUCGAUUGAUACUCAUACUCAUGCGUUAAUAUUUAUUAACUGUUGAUUUUUUUUGUUUGUUCAUAUUUUCCGGUGUUGAUUAUUUACGUUUUAUUAAUUUAAUUGACUAUAAUAAACGAUGACCGAUUGCGAAUCGCAGGAUUUAACACAGACCCAGACCCAGGACGGAGAUUGGUUCGCUAGCCAGGCAGAAAGCCAGGAACCCGAAAACAGGAAACCAUGGGGUCGAAUCACUCCAAGGAAAGUUAUGAUCAAACGGCUUGGCAAUCAGUCGGUUACACUACAAGAAAGCUUGUCGGCGUCGUUCGAUCUGUACACGGAAAACUUCACAAUUGGACGCGAUAAAAUGUGCCAAUGGGCGAUCACUGCACAAGAUGUACCGCACAAAUUCUGGGACCGCAUAUCGAAAAUGCACUGCAGAAUCGUCAAAGAUCUUUCCGACGUUUCUAAUCCAGUAUACGUUGAGGAUCUGUCCAGGAAUGGCACCUUCGUAAACGGAGAAUUGAUUGGAAUGCACCGUAGACGAAUCCUCAAAUCGGACGAUGUGAUUGCAUUCAACGAACCGUCAAAUAGAAUAUUUCACUUCGACAAUUCAUAUCAGGAGUCCCAUGGCUUACCUGAAGAUGUUUUUUCACGAUACCACGUUGGCAAGCAAUUGGGAUCCGGUGCACAGGGUAUGGUUCGCUUAGUUAUGGAUCGGCGAACCUGCGAAUGUUUCGCUAUGAAACAAGUCAACAAAAGUGGAUCAACCAACACUCUUGGUUCUGUUAAUGAUGAAAAGAUUCAUCGGGAAGUAGAGAUCAUGCGGAAAUUAAAUCACCCAAACAUUAUUCGAUGCAAGGAAGUGAUUAUGAAACCGAACGCAGUUUAUAUGAUUCUGGAAUUGAUGGAAGGUGGUGACUUGCUCCAUCGUCUUCAACGCGAGAAGCAUUUGUCAGUCGACAAUUCACGAUACUAUUUCCUUCAGCUGUGCCGAGCUGUGAAAUACCUUCACGACAAGAACAUUACUCAUCGGGAUAUUAAGCCAGACAACAUACUUCUGCUUGACCACCACGACAGAACCAAUUUGAAGUUGUCAGAUUUUGGACUCAGCAAGCUGUUGCAGGAAAAUUCGUUGCUACAAACUAUGUGUGGUACUCCGUUGUAUGUGUCACCGGAAAUUCUCAUGACGGCCGGCAGAGGAACCUACACAUCUAAAGUGGACAUAUGGAGCUUGGGCGUCGUUCUUUACGCCAUGCUCAGCGGCACUUUACCGUUCACAAACGACGGCCAUACGGUGGCACAGACACUCAUCAAAACUGGUCAGUUUAACUUCAAGAAGCCACAAUUUGAGUUUGUUCCCGAAACAGCCAAACAGCUGAUCAAACAAAUGUUGACGGUGAAUCCGUCGAAACGACCGACCAUCGACGAUGUUAUAAUGCAUCCGUGGCUGCAGGAAGAAGACAAUGAUUUUAAUGGAUAUUUCGAUAAGAUUUUGUACACCGAUGAGGCUUUGCGUGAGCCGCCAGCGAAACGACGACGCAUUGAAUGGAUCUAAGUUUUUUUUUUGUCGUUUUAUGGAUUCCGCGUGAUAAAAUUUCAGGAAUGCAAUGGAAAAGUAAUGAACUGUAAAUAGGGAUUUUGGAAGUGCCUUGCCGCAAUUUUGUGUAGUAAGUAUUGCAAGCAUUUUGUUUUGUUUUUUGUCGUUGUUUAGUGCGAUCGAAAUAAGUAACUCGAAAUAUUUUUUUUUAUAUUGUAAUAAGAUUCUGUCAUUUAUUCAUUCGUUUAUUUCAUUCUAUUCUAUUUUACUGAAGAAAUUGUAGUUUUUUGCGUAUUAAUUUUUCUUUAUAUAAAUACCAAUCAGACAGACAACAAAAACCAAAAAAACGAACAAAAAAAGAGCCAAAAGAUACGAAAAUGUGGCCAUAUUUAUCAAUAAUUCGAAAAUAUUUUUGAAUACCUUUAAUGAGAUUUAAUGUACGAUUACCAGCAAAGUUAAUUUUAGUUAAGGAAGUACCUGUGUAGGUAGUGUUACUACUACUAUUGUAGUAUGAUCUACUUAUUGUGAACAGUACAAAAAUAAAGUAUUCACUAAAAUGCACAAUCUAUAAUGUUUAACGUAUACACUUUGUGUACCAUAUUUUAAAUGAACUUAAUGCUAAAAUUGAACGAUAUGUAUGCGUUAAUUGUAAUCAAGAUUUUGUCUUUUUCUCGAUUAAUCGAGUCAAGGGGAAGGGGGGAACACAUUAUAUUUAACUUUAUACGGAAAUAUUCCACCCAUUUUGUAAAUUGAAUUCGUUAAUAAAACCUAUGAAGAGGAG